This is a messenger RNA of Didymosphaeria variabile, 2319 nucleotides long. RefSeq lists its product as uncharacterized. Lineage: Eukaryota; Fungi; Ascomycota; Dothideomycetes; Pleosporales; Didymosphaeriaceae. The coding region runs from base 1 to 2319 and encodes 772 amino acids. The transcript has a single exon. The record is from RefSeq and is a predicted model, not a curated record.
AUGAGACCGACGAUUCCACGCCAAUUGCGCCUGAAAAAGACCGUCUGGCGCAUUCCAUCGACGAAGCCUUCGCCCAGGACCACCGCAGCACCGGAACAGACGGCGCUCCGCGCAGCAUACUAUCGCGGCGGCACUUCGCGCGCCGUCAUCCUACAACCGCAGGACCUACCUAGCAAUCACGCAACAUGGAAAGGCCUAUUUCGACAGGUUCUGGGAACUGUUGGACUGGGAGAGGCAUACGGAAAGCAAUUGCACCGCCUCGUCAAAAACACAGCGAGCUUGGGCAAGAUCUGUUUGGUUGAACCGUACCUCACGACGAAGGAAGAUGAAACGACGAACCCUCAUAUAGACUACACCUUUGUGAGUAUGGAUACUAAGUAUGGACACCUCGACGUAGAAGGCAACUGCGGGAAUAUGCUUAGUGCCGUCGGCCCAUACGCAUACAAUGCACGGCUGCUCCCCUCCGAUGUCUACGCGAUAAAAGAUGGUGAUGUUACCAUCACCAUACGAAACACGAAUACAAUGCAGCUGGUCCAGUGCACCUUUGCUGUCAUUGGAGGUCAAGCUGCUGUGACGGGCAGCUAUGUUGUCGAUGGUGUUAAUGGGAAAGGAUCUAAGAUCAGUCUGGCUUUCCAGGAUCCUCUUCGCAGUACCACUGGCAAAACCUUUCCUACAGGAAAUCGUGUCGACGUUAUUGAAGGAUUUAAAGUCACCUGCGUGGACGGCGCAGUGCCAGUCGUAUUCGUCCGCGCAGACACCAUCGGUGUACCAGGCACCAUCUUGCCGCACGAGCUUAAAGCGCAAGGAGACAAAUUGGAUCUCUUCGAGAACAUUCGUAGGGCUGCUGCGGUAGACAUGGGCAUUGCACACUCCAAGCAGGCGGUUCCACGCACCAUCCCAAAGAUUGCCAUCGUAUCGCAGAGCUCCCAGCAUGACACCGUGUCGGGUGCGACUUUGAAACCCUCGCAAAUGGACAUCAUAGUUCGCUUUAUCUCUGAUAACGAACCACAUUCGGCUAUACCGUUGACAGGAGCUCUCACAACCGCAGUGGCGGCGCGAAUGCCGGGCACUAUUGUUGAGCAGCUGCUUGCGCCUGAAGAGGUCAUGCCUGGUACUGUCACCAUUGCACAUCCAAGCGGAAGAGCUCAUGUCAAACUCGACUAUAAUACCGAAACGAAACCGCCGAAGUGGGUGGCGAGUGUGUCCACAACCGCGCAACGGCUUUUCGAGGGCAAGGCGUUCUGGACCAAAUCAUCCCAAGACGCAAAAGAAGACACGGUGCCGGAGUCUGAUAUCACGCGGCACGCCCGCGGCCUGGCAUUCGUCAGUGAUUCCCGCUCAUCUGAGUCACCAGCAAGCCUGAUCGAACGCUUCUACAAGGGAGGACUCAACACGACCACCGAAUUCUCUUCCACCCUGACCGGCCAAUCAAAGGACCCCCCGCAACCACCAUCGCCAUCCAUAAAACCAGAUCUUCAACUGAUCACCCCCUCCCCGACACGCGACACAACCCACCUGCUCCGUGAACUCUCCACCCUCCGUACCUCCCUCAGCCACUUCACCACCCUCUACCCCUCCCCUUCCUCACUCGGCAUCAAAUCCUCCACGCGCACGCCCUCAACCAUCUCCCACCACCUCUCCGCCAUCGCUUCACACAUCAGUAUCCUGACUUCAUCCCUCAAACAUAUACCCCGGCCUCCGCGCACGGUCACCCCAGACCGCCAAAAAGGUGAGCAGUGGCGUCACUGGGCGAAGACAUUUAGUCAGUGGGAUGAGAUAAAGUCAUUGCGAGAAGCGGAAAAGAAAAUUGACCGGAGGCAGAGGAAGAAGGGGAGGUGGGAGAGGUGGAGGGAUAGCGAGUUGAACGCGUUGACUAGGCGGGCGAGGCCGGUCGUCAUGGGGAAAUGGAGGAGGAAGUUGCUGCAAGAGAGGGAUAUAGGAGGUAAAGACUGGGAGAAAACGAAGGAUAAGAGCUGGGAGAAGGCGCUUGAGGGUCUUGGUGGGCAGAGGGACGGAGGCGCUGGGACGAGAAGAAAGAACUGGACUGACGUGAAGGGCGGUAAAACCGUCUCAGCCACAGACCAAGACGGUGGUGUGCCCCAAGCAGACGGCCUGAUCUCUCCCAAGCGCGACGACGCCUCCAAAUCGCUACAAACAUCCAACAUCAUUCUCCGUGAAUCUAAGACUUUGGAUGCAACCCAAGAAUCAACCCCUAAGACGACGAAAGACACUUCUGCUACCGAGCCCGAACCUGCGCACAUCCCUGCGCAGCACCCACAGAUACUUAAAUGGCCCUCCUUCAGGGACAGGCCAAGUUGA